AUGAACCAUGCUGACACAUCGAUUGUCGCCUCCUUACUGAAACGAAGUAGUUCUGCUCGUGCUCCUAGACCAAAUUCGAAAGAGUCCAGAGGAUCUAGAACCCAUGUCCCUCACACUUCUGUUGAAUCUAAUGAUCCUGUAGAGACUCAGACAUCUGCAGCUCUAGAUGACUAUCGUAUGAUCAGUAACCCUGCAUUAAAAAAUGCCAAGGAGAAUAUCCCCUCAUCUGACUCCGAAGUUCCUUCUAUUGGCGUUUUUCCUAGUUCCUCAGUCCAGUUUGGGAUGAGGCUCAAUCAUUCACAAACCACUACAACAGAAGCUAAUGUUGUGACUAUGAGUCCCUUAAGCUUGGAGUCUAAUAUUCCUGGGUCUUCAUCAAUGUUUACAAAUUUUUCCUCUACUAAACCUCCUUCCGACCCGAACCCCCCUAUGUCUGCCGUAAAUGUGAUCCCUUCUUCUGGUAAGGAAGCUCUGAUUCCUACCUUGGCCAGUCUUGCAGCUUUACUUCCUCAGUUUCAACACCCUUUUACUACCACUGAUGUUCCUAGAACCUUGGAUUGGCAAAUGCUUCUGAUGAAGAAACUCUUGACAACGCUCGGUCCCACCUCAUGGAGAGGAAUCCCCUCCUUUGUUUGCACUUUACUUAACUCUAUGGAUUUUGGGGAUGUUAAUGAUGUAGUGCAGAUAGCCGCUAUUCAGCUUGUCCUCCAUCAGGCAUGUGCGGAUAUGAAGGAAAAACAUGUCAAUGCUUUUGAAGGGAAGACUUUUCUUUACUCCUAUCCUGGCACCGAACAUCAGGGGUUAGAUCAUUUUUCAAGCAUGGUAUCCCAGAAGUACUCCUUGUUCAAGCAUUUGGAGGGAGAUUCCGUGGAUAUGAAUAUUUUGAAGGAGAAGUUGGGUGCUUUGGAGCCCUCUUUGAAUCCUGGUGGUACUUCUAGUAAUGUUUGA
Messenger RNA from Lactuca saligna, 948 nucleotides. NCBI's taxonomy places the organism in Eukaryota, Viridiplantae, Streptophyta, Magnoliopsida, Asterales, Asteraceae. The record is from the annotation of a GenBank genome assembly.